GCAGACUGGUUUAAAUUACCCACCAGGAAUUAUGUGGCUGUAUGCGUAUGCUUAAUUCACGCUCCUUCAGAGUGAGCCUGGGUGUUUUCUCCCCCUCCCUUCUUGUCUCUCCGUUCAUAUAACCCAGCCUGUCUCCAGCUUGCCUUUCCCCACUUGACUCGCUGGCCCUGAGCACGGAAGGGUGCAGUGUCUCUGAGGAUGGGCACUUUCUUCUCUGAGCAGGGGUGGCUGUGCCUGACUGUCACCGCAGUGCUGGGAGCAACAAUUCUUUGCAGAUUCAAGAAGAGCCAAGGGCAGGUGGGGAGAAAGGUGGUCUGCCUGGCAGGCCUCUGGGGAGGGGCUUGCCUACUCAGCCUGUCCCUCUUCUGGGGCUCGAUCCUAUUCUCCCUGUCGUGUUUCCUCUUGUAUACUUAUUUUUCGGGCCAAGAAUUGUUACCUGUGGAUCAAAAGGCGGUGCUGAUCACAGGUAGCGAUUCUGGGAUUGGCCAUGCUUUGUCCAAGUAUCUGGAUGAGCUGGGCUUCACAGUGUUUGCUGGAGUUCUGGAUGGAAAUGGAUCAGGAGCAGAGGAAUUACGAAGAACCUGCUCCAAGCGUCUCUCCGUGCUCCAGCUGGACGUCACCAACCCGCAGCAGAUAAAAGAUGCCCACAGCAAAGUGAAGGAAGAGGUGCAGAACAGAGGACUGUGGGCUUUGGUCAGCAAUGCUGGGGUCCUCGGCUUACCAACCGACGGGGAGCUCAUUCCCAUGACUGACUACAAACGAUGCAUGGCCGUGAACUUCUUUGGGGCCGUGGAAGUCACGAAGGCCUUUCUGCCUCUUCUUAGGAAAUCCAAGGGGAGGCUGGUGAGCAUCAGCAGCAUGGGAGGAGGGGUUCCAAUGAUUAAGAUGGCAGCCUACAGCUCAUCCAAGGCAGCUCUGACCAUGUUUUCAGCAGUCAUGAGACAAGAGCUUUCCAAAUGGGGAGUUAAAGUCUCUGUCAUCCAGCCUGGAGGCUUCCAAACAAACAUCGCAGGCACGAGUGACAUGUGGGACAAGCUGGAGAAAAACAUCCUGGACCACCUCACCCCUGACGUGCAAAAGGACUAUGGCCAGGACUACAUCCACAAGGAACGCAGUUUUCUCAAGUUAAUCAAAACCUCAGGCGAAGCGGACAUCUCCCCAGUGCUUCUGGACAUACAGCAUGCCAUUUCUGCCAAGAGCCCCUUUGCGUUAUAUGCGCCGGGGAAAAUGUCUUAUCUGUGGCUCUGCUUUGCUUCCUGUAGCCCUACUGGCAUAUUUGAUUAUGUUAGCAAAAAAUGUCACAGCUAUGGAAGGCACAUGCCCAGAGCCUUAAGCACGCCUAACUUGAAGAAUGAGACCAUGUAGGCAAAUCAGUGGGAAAUGUUAGAGUCUUGGAAUGAAAGGGAAUCUGGAGCUUCCCAUUAAAGCUGUGGUUUCCUACCUUGCA
Messenger RNA from Hippopotamus amphibius kiboko, 1447 nucleotides. RefSeq names its product hydroxysteroid 17-beta dehydrogenase 2 (gene HSD17B2). The coding region runs from base 199 to 1365 and encodes 388 amino acids. NCBI's taxonomy places the organism in Eukaryota, Metazoa, Chordata, Mammalia, Artiodactyla, Hippopotamidae. The transcript has 5 exons. The record is from RefSeq and is a predicted model, not a curated record. Gene Ontology annotation, molecular function: oxidoreductase activity.